AUGGUUUACACUAGGAAAGAUGAUGGAAGGUGGAGAACCGCUAGCAUUGUUCAUGGACAGGAGGCUGAACAAAUUUUCUAUAAUUGCAAAGAUCACAUGGUCUACUUUACUACCGCCUCAUCUUUUAUAGUCUAUGCUUGGGAUUUCUCUGGUGAUAUCCCACGCCAGAUUUGGUAUCAUGUUUUGCCUUAUGAUGUCGCGAGUUAUACCAAUUUCGAUGAUGGCACACUCGAUUGGAAUAAGGCUUUUCACUUCAAUAGAAUGAUUGCAACCAGAGUAUCUGGACAACUUCUGUUUGUAACUUGUAUGAUGCAGGACUCCAUAUGGCAGUUUUGCAUCUACGAGUACGAUCCUCUGACUAAGACAUGCGAAAAAGUGGAUGAUUUAGGUGAUGAGGCUCUAGUCUUGGACAUGGGUUUCACUGUUGUCGCCAAAGAUAUCAUCCCUGCAGGGAUGAAGAGAAACUCCAUCUACUUCAGUGGCAUCGAUCAUUAUAAGGAUCCAUACAUGCAUGUAUUUGUCUAUGAUCUCCGCACUCGAACCACAGAGCAUGUGCCACGAAGCCUUGUCUCCUCAGUAGGCUUCUCCGAUGCUCGAUGGUUCUUCCCCUGUUAA
Messenger RNA from Eruca vesicaria subsp. sativa (arugula), 615 nucleotides. The record is from the annotation of a GenBank genome assembly. Lineage: Eukaryota; Viridiplantae; Streptophyta; Magnoliopsida; Brassicales; Brassicaceae.